Colletotrichum phormii is the source of this 574-nucleotide messenger RNA. Its product is annotated as translation initiation factor 1A/IF-1. Bases 95 to 499 code for a protein of 134 amino acids. Gene Ontology annotation, biological process: translational initiation. Gene Ontology annotation, molecular function: RNA binding; translation initiation factor activity. NCBI's taxonomy places the organism in Eukaryota, Fungi, Ascomycota, Sordariomycetes, Glomerellales, Glomerellaceae. Gene Ontology annotation, cellular component: nucleus. The transcript has 2 exons. The record is from RefSeq and is a predicted model, not a curated record.
UCACUCACCACAACCACCACCAAAAAAAAAGUUCCCUGAUCCCAUCAUCUUGCUGAAUCUCGAACAUCGUGCCAGCCAGCCAAGCCACAUAGCCAUGGGGAAACCAAAGCGCUCCGCCCUCCAGGCGGCCGAAGACACCCUGACCCCUCCCGCCACCCUGGAAAAGAACCAGGCCAUCGUGCGCGUCGUGAAAGCUGAGGGCAACAACCUGUAUGCCUGCGAGCUGCCCAACAAGAAGGACUUUGUCCUCGAGCUCGCCCAGCGCUUCCGCAACACCAUCUGGAUCAAGCGCGGCGGCUUCGUCUUGGCGGAGAGGUAUGAGGAGAAUGAUGGGCGCGUCAUGGGCGAGAUUAUCAAUGUUGUCCGCGACGAGAAGGCCUGGCGCAAGCAAGCUUACUGGCCCAAAGAGUUUGUAAAGACCAACACGUACGAAGACAGCGACGAAGAAGAGUCCAAUGUUGGCAAGAUGCCGCCAUCCGAUUCCGAGGACGACUACUGAUGCGAAAUGCGACUUUACUUUUACAUGACUUGAAUGAUCCCCCUGGUCAAACACAACCACCACCACCACCACCAC